UUUAACUGUUGUGUGGCAGUGCACAACCUAACUCCUGGAUAUGGCAGGUCUCUGUUGUCUCGAGAUCCUGCUACUCUGGGCUUGGAUCAUCGUUAUGGCCAGCUUCUGCUCUCCAGCCUCAACACCAUUGAUGUAUUAUAAGGAAGUCACAACACAAGCCCCCUCAUCUGUAAAGUAUAUUUCAACUCCCUUACCUCCACGCACUGCCACAAAUUCCAAUUUACCUCCAGGAACUGGUUUAUCUGUCACCACCUCAACUCCACGCACCAUGACAGUCGCCACUGUCAUGCCUUCAGACAGGCCAACAACUCCACGCACCAUGACAGUCGCCACUGUCAUGCCUUCAGACAGGCCAACAACUCCACGCACCAUGACAGUCGCCACUGUCAAGCCUUCAGACACCCAAAAAACUACCCACAAACUUCCACUCACUUCGCCAUCAAACUCCCCAAUUACAGCACUCAGUUCAACUACCAUAUCUGCCACUCCUGCAAGCACCCCACCCUCAAACGCAAUCAGCAAUCAACAAGACUCUCAGACAAACACCUCUCAAAACCAGACUCAACCUCCAAUCACCACACCCACUACCACAAUGAGCCUCACUACCAACGCCUCAACACAAGGUCCCUCAUCUGGAAAGUGUUCUUACACUGUCACACCCAUAAAGACUGGCUUCAGGAUUAAGAUGAUAAACUUUACUGAUGGCAACUACAGCAUAAAGUAUAACGAAAAGGGACAAAGCAAACCAACCCCGCAGAGCUUCAGUGGAAGCUCUUAUGAGAUUAAACACCUGAAGCCGUGCACUGAAUAUGAGCUUAGUGUUGCGUUUAUUGACACUACUAACAACGAGGCGUCUUGUAUUAGUAGCGCUGAGAGUAAAUAUAGGACAACUGGAAUAAGUAAAGAUGACAUUACAGAAGUUGACUGCAUGCGUGGAUAUGUUUGUUACCAGAGUGAUUGGGACAUCAGCUCUUCCCUGUCAAUAUCUAAUAAUAUCUCAGCUGAACCUUGUAAAAGUGACAAGAAGAAAGUCUGCUUUAAACCUGGUUACAACGACAUUUGCACGACUUUGACUGCAACCUUCACUUCUGAAAGCUGUGCUGAAAUCCAUUUAGCGUCUCCAGUAAAAUCACUGUUGCAAAGUUUUUAAAUCCAAGCGAAAUACCUCAGACAGCUCCAACUGGACUUCCUUCAAAAAUA
Molecule: messenger RNA, 1200 nt
Organism: Plectropomus leopardus (leopard coralgrouper)
Lineage: Eukaryota; Metazoa; Chordata; Actinopteri; Perciformes; Serranidae
Source: RefSeq, a predicted model, not a curated record